AUGGAGCACGCUAGAUCCUCAGAGGAUUCGAAUCCAAAUCAACAAGACAUUCGGCGACGAGUGCCUGAUAAAACUCACAGUGGAUCUGCCGAAGACAGUGACAGUAAAUCGACGUAUUCACAAAAUAAUUCUCAUCCAUCGAAAAAAGGCCCCAUCAAUGGUAAUGAUGAUGAUGAUGAUAAUGAAAACUUAAUCGAUACCGUACUCGAAGUUCCAACAAAAUGUGUUGAACAAGCACGCGAAGUUGGCAAACGUGUUGUUCAAUAUGUUGUCGAUCAUAGUCAUCUUCCGAAUUGGCUGGUUGAUAACGAAUUUCUUAUUUCUGGUCAUCGUCCACCAAUGCCAAGUGUUAAAGAAUGUUUCGCAUCGAUCUUUCGACUCCAUACGGAAACGGUUAAUAUUUGGACACAUCUAGUGGGUACAGUCAUUUUUAUUAUUAUUGCUGUUAAUUUUAUUUCACGACCAUCGAGCGAAGUUCAUAUUGAAAAAAAAAUUACGUUUGGUGCUUUUUUUCUCGGAGCUAUUCUUUGUUUAUUAUUUUCUACAUUAUAUCAUACACUCCAUUGUCAUUCACCGAAGGUUGCGAAACUUUUUAACAAACUUGAUUAUUGUGGUAUAUCAAUAUUGAUUAUUGCUUCGUUCAUUCCAUGGCUUUAUUAUGGGUUCUAUUGUGAAUUCGGGACAAAAAUAGCCUACACAUUGAUAACUGUUUUAUUAGGAGUUGGAUGUAUUAUUGUUUCGAUGUGGGAUAAAUUUGCUUCGCCAGAGUAUCGAACAUGUCGAGCACUUCUUUUUAUUGCAUUUGGUCUUUUUGGUUUCAUUCCAACAUCCCAUUAUGCAUUAUUAUUCGGUUUUAAACAUGCUUUUACAACUGGUGCUGCUCAAUGGUUAGUCGUCAUGGCCGUCUUGUACAUUACAGGAGCGUGCCUUUAUGCUGCUCGCAUACCCGAACGAUUAGCUCCUGGUUACUUCGAUAUUUGGUUUCAAAGCCAUCAGAUUUUUCAUGUAUUUGUGGUAGCUGCGGCAUGUGUUCACUUUUAUGGGAUAUGUGUACUUUCACUGCAUCAAUCAAGUAUUGGUGAUUGUCGUGAACGUGCAGUACCGCCAAUCAGCAGCGUUCUCAAUUCAAUGUUUUCUUGA
Molecule: messenger RNA, 1140 nt
Organism: Rotaria socialis
Lineage: Eukaryota; Metazoa; Rotifera; Eurotatoria; Philodinida; Philodinidae
Source: the annotation of a GenBank genome assembly